Anoplopoma fimbria (sablefish) is the source of this 2403-nucleotide messenger RNA. It is a transcript of the gene pde5aa, whose product is annotated as phosphodiesterase 5A, cGMP-specific, a. The record is from RefSeq and is a predicted model, not a curated record. NCBI's taxonomy places the organism in Eukaryota, Metazoa, Chordata, Actinopteri, Perciformes, Anoplopomatidae. The coding region runs from base 1 to 2403 and encodes 800 amino acids. Gene Ontology annotation, biological process: signal transduction. Gene Ontology annotation, molecular function: protein binding; 3',5'-cyclic-GMP phosphodiesterase activity. The transcript has 19 exons.
AUGGACAGGCUCAAACCCCUGGCCUCCAACCCCGAGUGGGUGGAUCGCUUCAUUCCAGAUUUGCUGGGCGGUCACUCCCCUUGCUCUCACCUCUCUCAACGUUCUUCUCGCUUCUCUUUCUCCCCCUGCCGUCCCCUUUCUCCCGUUUUCUCCCCUGACUUGCCCCAUUCCCCUCACCCGCUGGGUCCCGCUGCGGCAUGUGGCCACGGGGACUGUUGCCCGUGGUCGACGGAGCUCCUGAGAGGAGGCCUCAGUUGGAUGGGCUCCGUCGCAGAGCUCUGCCAGGGGGCUGCCCUGCAUGCCGGGGAGCUGCUGACAGCCGAGUGUUGCUCCGUCUCCCUGGUAAAGAAAGACCGUGGUGGAGGGAGCACCUUGGAGGAGGUGGUAGCUCCGACGUCGCCGGGUCACUUGAGCGAGGUCAACCUCUGCAGCCAUGCACACCUGGGGCUGGUGAAGGGUACCAUGGGAUGUGUGCUGGCUACGGGGUUACCAGUGAACCUGAGGGACGCAUCAGAGGACCCCAGAUUCAUGUUAGAUGAUGGUGAAACGUCACAAAUCAGGACAGUUUUGAGUGUUCCCAUCAAGAACCACGGUGGAGAGGUGGUAGGUGUAGUUGUAAUGAUUAACAAGAGAAAUGACGGCGAUGGAUCAGUUCCUGUUUUUACCGACAUGGAUGAAAAGGUGCUGUCAAAUCAUAUGGAUGUGUUGGGGAUGCUCCUGGAUAAUGUCCAGCUGUAUGAAAGCUCAAGACAGGAGGCCAAACGAAGUCAGGCCUUGAUAGAGAUGGCACAGGUAUUGUCAAAGGAGCACCAUUCCUUUGAAGUUCUGCUGACUAAGAUGGCUGCCACCAUCAUGCCCUUCACGUGCGCUCAGUUCUGCACCAUCUUCAUCCCCAGCAAGAAAACAUCAGUUGCUGAAGAUCAGGGUUCAUUCUCUAGGGUGAUCCACAUGGAGUGCGAGGAGCUCGGAUCAAGCUGCCAGAUCUACAGAAGGGAGCGUGACCUAAGCAACAUAGACCCAACACAUGCCUUCCGAACUCUGGUUUCCAUGGAAACACUCAAUAUGUCGGAGAGUUCUGAGGAAUCAACGCAGAGUGUGAUCUGCUGCCCUGUCAGAAAUGAGAGGUCUGAAAACGUCAUUGCGGUGUGCCAGCUGACGAACAAGAGGAGCAGAGACUCGGACGAGGUGGAAGCCUUUAACAGAUAUGAUGAGCGCCUGCUAGAGGACCUGGCGGUGUACUGCGGCCUGGCCCUGCAGUAUGUUCAGGCUGUGCAGAUCACCGAGGAGCGGAGGGCCAGUAUAGAGGUCACACAGGAGGUUCUUGCCUACCACAUCACGGCGGCAGAGCAGGAGAUCCAAGCCCUGCAGGAGACCACGAUUCCUCCUGUUGAAUCACUGCAACUCCUAGACUUCCAUUUCUCUGAUUUUGGUCUGCCUGAAGACCUGACCUCCCAGGCCACCAUUCGCAUGUUCCUGGACCUCAACUUGGUGCAGGAGUUUAACAUUGAUUACAAGAGUCUCUGCCAGUGGGUCCUGACUGUGAGACGUGGUUACAGGAACAACGUGCCUUAUCACAACUGGAACCACGCGCUGAGCACUGCUCAAAGCAUGUUCGCUAUGCUCAUGGCCACGGACCAACUCCAGACUAUUUUUUCCCGUCUGGAGAUCUUAGCACUGAUGAUAGCAACUCUGAGUCACGAUCUCGACCACAGAGGAGUCAGUAACUCUUACAUUGAAAGGAGCCAACAGCCUUUGGCUCAGCUGUACGGACACUCGUCUCUUGAAAACCACCACUACAACCUGUGCCUCUUCAUCCUAAACAACACAGGGAGUCAGAUUCUCAGCGGUCUCUCUGCAGAAGACCACAAAGCCGUCCUACACAUGGUCAAAAGGGCAAUCCUCGCAACCGACCUGACCGUCUACAUGGAGAGAAGGAAAGAGUUCUUUUCUCUCGCUAAGAAAAGCAGAGUGAGCUGGAAGAGUGAGAAACAAAGAGAUUUACUGAGGUCGAUGUUGAUGACAGCCAGUGACCUCUCUGCCAUCACGAAGCCUUGGCCUGAACAAAAAAGAAUUGCCAACCUGGUUACCAUGGAGUUCUUUGCACAAGGGGACAAAGAGAAAAAGGAGUUCAAAAUCAAGCCCAUUGACAUAAUGAACAGGGAGAAAAGCACCCGACUGCCAUACAUGCAAGUCGAGUACAUCAAUGACAUCUGCUAUCCGCUCUACAAGGCUGUAGCGAGACUAUUUGACACCUGCUACCCACUGCUGAGUGGCUGUAAGAAGAACAGAGAAAACUGGAUGCAUUUUGCUGAAACUGCAAAGGGAGAGGACUGUGAAAAUAGUAGUUGUGUGACCCUGGAAACAUAUAAGGACAAGGAGGAAGAGACGCAGGCAGAGGAAUAG